CUAAAAUAGGCAAAUUCACCAUGAAAAUUGAAAAUAUAUUGAUUGAGCAUUUUCCCCGUUUGAAAUGUGCAAAUUUUUUUAUACUUUUUGAUCAAAAUUUUGCGGAUGUGUCAUCGGUACGCGUCCAUUUACGAUCAAUGGAGAUUUUUGUGCAUUUUGAUAAUACGCACAGUACAACAAUCGAUUUGGAAUUGUUGAACAUUAACAUUCAAAUCAAUUCGUUGAGUUUGCUUAUCGCCAAAGACAACUUAAUAAGUUUUCGUAUAAAUACUGCAUCAAGUUUUCGCGAAGAAAUUCUACCAAUUAACGUCGCAACGACCGAUGUUGACACAAUGAAACGUCUUAAGUUGAAUGUGUGCACAGACAUGGAAUUUUCAAUUGUAUGUGAUAAUUGUAGUGGCCCAUUGACUAAUUUACUACGAUUUCGACGCAUCCUUGAACUACCAUCCGAAAAUAUGGAUUCAAACGAUUGGUUUUGUCACAAACCAGACGUGAGAUUGUGCAAUGGUGGAAAUGGUAGCAGUAGUCAUCACCAUCAACAACUAUUCAAUGCAACUAGCUUAAUACCAAAUGAAAAUGAUCUACUCUAUGGCAAUUUUUUUGCACUUAUUCAUCGUAGUCACAUUGUUAAUAUUCACAUUAAUUCGAAACAUCGAAUGCUGCACUGUAAGCGUUGUCUCAGUCACAUAGGCGAAUGUGUCAGUGAGUCUGCCGUAAAAUUUUGGAAUGGAAAUGUUAAAUUCAUUCAAAAUAUUGAUGCCAAAAUUUCGAACCGUUUAUUUCACGAUUCCAAUUCAUUAUUUCAAAAUUUUCUUAUUAUUGUUGAUCGUUUGACAUACGAUUAUCGAAUGCUUGGACGUCAAACAUUGAAAUUAUUAUUCGAAGCGAAUACCGUCAAAGGAACAACAUUUUUAUUUAUCCAAACAAUGGCACGAAACUUGGAACUUUAUCAAAUGAACAAACAAUCAAAUUUGAAUCGUGCAACAAUGAUGCGUGUUGAUGGUAUAAAAUGUUUAUUUUUAAGCGAAGAAAACACCGAUCCAACUCUCGUGAAUUUUUGGCAAAAAGAUGUUAAUGUGAUCAGUGCAUACAUUUCCAUUGGAAUGCUUGAUGCAACCGUUGAACAUCUACACAUCCUUUCCAAAUAUGUACCCGAACAAUUUCGCAUAAACAAUGGAUUCUGUUUAAGUUAUUUAAGUAAAGGAAUAAUAAUAAACAAAUAAAUGAAACAAAAAAAAAUAAUGACAACAUUCGUGUUUU
Contarinia nasturtii (swede midge) is the source of this 1260-nucleotide messenger RNA. RefSeq lists its product as uncharacterized. Gene Ontology annotation, cellular component: nucleus; cytosol; ubiquitin ligase complex. Gene Ontology annotation, molecular function: ubiquitin conjugating enzyme binding; ubiquitin protein ligase activity; cyclin binding. The transcript has a single exon. NCBI's taxonomy places the organism in Eukaryota, Metazoa, Arthropoda, Insecta, Diptera, Cecidomyiidae. Gene Ontology annotation, biological process: protein monoubiquitination; protein autoubiquitination; proteasome-mediated ubiquitin-dependent protein catabolic process. The record is from RefSeq and is a predicted model, not a curated record. Bases 21 to 1223 code for a protein of 400 amino acids.